Messenger RNA from Acanthopagrus latus (yellowfin seabream), 3828 nucleotides. RefSeq names its product major histocompatibility complex class I-related gene protein-like. The record is from RefSeq and is a predicted model, not a curated record. Gene Ontology annotation, cellular component: external side of plasma membrane. Gene Ontology annotation, biological process: immune response. Lineage: Eukaryota; Metazoa; Chordata; Actinopteri; Spariformes; Sparidae. Bases 130 to 1257 code for a protein of 375 amino acids. The transcript has 7 exons.
AGGUAAAGUUCACACAGUCAGUUAACUGACCCAGAAGUUCAGUUAUCGCUCCUUCUGGAACAGAAAACCCAGAGUGUCCCUCAUCUCCGGAUUAACAGACUGAGAGUUUUCACCUAAUCUUUUUAAAAUAUGGGUCCUUUACCAACACGGCUUCAUCCAAACAAGAUGAGAACACUGUUUUUGUUGCUUUUCUUCUGUCACAGUUCAUCAACAGUCAAACACUCCCUGAAGCUUUUCUUGACUGGAUCUACUGGAUUCCCAAGCUUCCCAGAUUUCAUGGCAGCUGUGCUGGUUGAUGACAUUCUGGUCGGUUACUGCGACACCAGCAGAAAGAUCGUAGAACCAAAACAGGCCUGGGUGAAGAAAUUAUUUGAAGAUGAUCCUCAGCACUUGCAGAUGUUCACUCAGCAGUGUGUUGAGGGGACUGCAAUCUACUUCAAAAACACUGUUGACCACUUGAAGCAGCAAUACAACCAAAGUGAAGGUGUUCACAUUUUACAGAGGAUGAAUGGCUGUGAGUGGGAUGAUGAGACCGGAGAGGUUGUUGGUUUUAAUCAGUAUGGUUAUGAUGGAGAAGACUUCAUAUCAUAUGACCUGAAGACAGCGACAUGGAUCGCUCCAAAACCACAGGCUUUCACCACCAAACUGAGAUGGGAUGCUGAGAAAUAUAGAGUAACAAAGAACGAGAAAUACCUCACAAUGAUUUUCCCAGAGUGGCUGAAGAAGUAUUUGGCCUAUGGGAGGAGCUCUCUGCUGAGAACAGAGCUUCCCUCAGUGUCUCUCCUCCAGAAGACUCCCUCCUCUCCAGUCAGCUGCCUCGCUACAGGUUUCUACCCUCACAGAGCCUCACUCGUCUGGAGGAAAGAUGGAGAGGAGCUUCAUGAGGAGGUGGACCACGGAGAGAUCCUCCCCAACCACGAUGGAACCUUCCAGAUGAGUGUUGACCUGAACCUUUCAUCAGUCACACCUGAAGACUGGACCAGGUACGACUGUGUGUUUCAGCUCUCUGGUGUGAAGGAGGACAUCAUCACCAGACUGGAGAAAGAUCGGAUCAGAACCAACUGGGAGGAGCCCAGUGAACACACCAUCCUGAUUAUUGUCAUGGUGGUUCUUGUUGCUGUCGUCCUGAUCGCUGUUAUUGGAUUUACUGUUUCCAAGAAGAAGAAAGCUCAGUCCAGUACUUCCUCUACCGGUGAACGUGGCUCUGAAGAAGAAAAGAAAGGGAUGAAAGAGGACGAAGCAGGAACCAGCAACUAACUAUAUACAGCUGCCGUCAACAGACUGAAUCCAGAAACACGACUGACAAACACACCGUCCUGCUCACAGAGACGUCAUGAGGAACAACAGAUACAACGACAAGAAAACUAAAGUAUUCACUCCUCUGCAGCUGCUUUAAUUCAGUUUAAAGUACAUUUAAUUUUCUGGUGUUCAAAUCAUAAAUAACAAAAAACAAAACAAACGUUGACUCAGAAUAAUCCAAAUACUUUGUUACUGAUGUUUUGGUAACUUCUUAAUAUAAAAGUGAUCAAACUUUAUUUUGCUUUUAUAUUUUUUGAAUCUGUGACAGCAGCUUGUGUUGAAAUCACAAACAAGUAUGUAAAACCUGGUUUAUAAUAAAGAUAAAACUAUAAUUUUCUAGAGAACAUUUGACAGUGAUUUACAGUAUUUCAAGUUAUUUCAUGAUGUCUUUUCAAAGUUAUUUUCUGUUGAAUUUCUGUAAAUACUGAAUGCAUGUAAAGUCUGAUUCACUUACACUCCUUCAUUUCUUUUGUACUGAUUUUUUUUUUUUUUUUUUAAUAAAAAGCUCUUUAUGUAAAUACAUGUAAAUCCUCUCUGUGUCUGUAGUUACUGUGACAUGAAUUGGACCUGAGAACUUCCACAUUAAUGUCACACUGCUGGUUUGAUACAUGAGGAUGAAGAUGAACCUUUAAAAGAGAAACACGAGUACAUGAAAGUCACAUUGAUAGAAACAUCUGCUGUGUUGAGACUUUAUCUCAUGUGAACCUCCUGUGAACCUGCGUCCUCAUAUAAGGGACUUUACAUUUUACACCUUACACCUGAAACUUCACUCUGCUGUACUCAGACCUGUUUCUGCCAUCUAGUGGUCACAAAGCCACAACACAUUAAUGAGUGCACAGCAGUUCCAGCCGGUUCAGUUGAGGUUGUGAUGGCCGUGAUGCUCUCAGCUCUGUGAGGUUGAUGUGGGGAGACCAGUUAUCCUGGCAGCUGUGCUGGUUCUGUAUGUGAGUCUGGCCCGGUUCUAAACAGAGGGUUUUUUUUUAGAGUUCUAUUCACUAAAGGAAGCUGUUAUUUCUCUCUGAGCUCGUCUCUACAUCGGACACAUUUCACAUGAUUUGAUCCAACAUUAAUAUAAAGUCCUGAGUAGUUCAGCUUCACAUACUAAACCUGAAACCAACACUGUGGAAAUACUUUACACUAGUGGUGUUACUGAGCCUAUAAAGCCUGUGUAUAAUACCACUAAACAGCUGUUAGAUGGCAGCAAAGACAUGUAUGAAAUAGAGGCUGAGAGUUUCACAGCUGCCCGACCCAAAGCUCUGGUAUCUGAUGACCUGGGAAUGAGACUCAACAAUCAGCUGUUUCGCCAGAACCACGUGCUGCAUGUUUGAAGUGGGCGGAGCUCUAAUGGGGGAAAUAACGUGAUUAUAUGUCAAUUUCUUUUUUAUUCUUAGGGUGAUUUCAUUAUUGUUGAAUGUUGCUCAGACAUUUAAUGUUUUUUUACUCCCAGCUCACUGCAGUGAAUGAACAUGUUUCAUCAUGUAUUUCACUUUGAGUCUCUCAGUUUUUCUACGUCAUCAUUUGUUUCACUUUCUUUCUAAAUGGAUCCUCCAACCAACUCACAGGGAAAGAAUAACAGAUUUGUUCUGAUGUGCUGAAGGCUUCUGAGUGCAGCACCACGAUUAUAAUUACAGAUCUCAGGUCUGUAACAGUCUGUCAGAUGUAAUGCUGCUAACUACAAACAAAGGUCAUUACAUCAGAACAAUGAGUGUUGAAAACUUUCAUGUGAAAGUAAACGUGUAUUCAACUCUGUGAUCCGACACUCACUGAAGUUACAUCGUGCAGAAACAAGUGACAGAGACAACAUUCAUCUGUUACAAGACACCAAUAUCAAAAUGACUCUGGAGCUCAUUAUUUUAAAGUGAAAAAGUUCAGUUCAACCAAUAUCAGUUUUCAUGCUAAGCUAGGCUAAUCUUGUCUGGGAGCUAACUCUGCUCAGAGUGAACAUUGACAUCAAUAUCCUCAUUCAAGUCCUCCGUGAGAAUAAUGGGAAAGAGCCACACAAUUUAACUUUGAGGAUUUUAUUGAAUAAACAAACAUCAGCACAGAAAGAAAGAACAAGACAUUUGACUUUGACAUUCAUUCAUGUUCAUCCCUGUAAAGGAUUUCAGUAUAUUUAGAUAUACAUCUCCCACUCUGCUCGUCCAGGAGGUACAGUCACCCUGAGGUCGUGCUCGGGGUCAAAGGCUUCUGUGUGAGCAGAGGUUCCUUUUCCUCUUCCUACACCAGAUCUUGUUGGUAGUGGAACAAACGGUUGUAUUAAGCAGCUGGUCAGAUAAGGUGCUGCCUCCCAAACAGGCCACAUUCUGUUCCUCCAACAUCCAACCUUCACUAUAUCUCAGAACAGAGACACACUGGCUCAAACUCCAUAUUCUCCCAACAACAACAACAACAAGACUCAGGUAAGAACAUUUCCACACAGUAUUCUGUGGCAGGUUAAAUAAUCACAGACAGGAAGUUUGUUUCUGCAGAACUGGCACAGAACAACAUUGUUACCACAUGUACUGUCGAACCUGUUCUCCUCCAUCGAGC